Messenger RNA from Capsicum annuum, 1569 nucleotides. Its product is annotated as E3 ubiquitin-protein ligase UPL6-like. Gene Ontology annotation, biological process: ubiquitin-dependent protein catabolic process; protein polyubiquitination. The record is from RefSeq and is a predicted model, not a curated record. NCBI's taxonomy places the organism in Eukaryota, Viridiplantae, Streptophyta, Magnoliopsida, Solanales, Solanaceae. Gene Ontology annotation, molecular function: ubiquitin protein ligase activity.
GGAGCCAGGGUCUCUUUGCUAGGCAUAGAUUCAGAAUUAGGAGAGACCAUAUUCUGGAAGAUGCUUUUAAUCAAUUGAAUGCAUUGUCGGAGGAGGAUCUCCGUGGACUGAUACGUGUGACCUUUGUCAACGAACUUGGAGUUGAGGAAGCUGGUAUAGAUGGUGGUGGAAUAUUCAAGGAUUUCAUGGAGAAUAUUACUCGAGCAGCUUUUGAUGUACAAUAUGGAUUAUUUAAGGCAACUGAGGAUCACUUACUCUAUCCAAAUCCUGGAUCUGGGCUGAUUCAUGAUCAACACCUCCAGUAUUUUCAUUUUCUGGGGACAGUUCUUGCUAAGGCAAUGUUUGAAGGCAUCCUUGUUGAUAUUCCAUUUGCAACAUUCUUUUUGAGCAAGUUGAAGCAAAAGUAUAACUAUUUGAAUGAUCUUCCUUCCUUGGAUCCAGAACUGUAUCGCCAUCUCAUCUUCCUGAAGCAUUACGAAGGUGAUGUUUCAGAUCUUGAGUUGUACUUUGUCAUUGUCAACAAUGAAUAUGGGGAGCAAACUGAAGAAGAGCUGCUCCCUGGUGGGAAAAGCAUACGUGUGACUAAUGAGAAUGUCAUCACCUUUAUUCAUCUUAUUGCAAACCAUCGUUUAAACUUUCAGAUCCGUCAACAAAGUUCUCAUUUUCUGAGAGGCUUCCAACAGCUAAUACAAAAGGAGUGGAUUGACAUGUUUAAUGAACAUGAACUUCAGCUUCUUAUUUCAGGAUCACUUGAUGGCAUUGACAUUGAUGACCUUCGAGCUCAUACCAAUUAUACAGGAGGUUACCAUAAGGAACACUAUGUUGUCGAUAUGUUUUGGGAGGUUGUGAAAAACCUCUCUUUGGAAAAUCAGAGAAAAUUUCUGAAGUUUGUGACUGGGUGUUCACGAGGACCCUUGCUCGGAUUUAAAUAUUUGGAGCCGUUGUUCUGCAUACAGAGAGCGGGUGGGAAUGCUUCCGAAGAAGCACUUGAUCGUCUGCCAACAUCAGCUACUUGCAUGAAUCUUCUAAAAUUUCCGCCUUACAGAAGUAAAGAGCAGAUGGAGCAGAAAUUGUUAUACGCCAUAAAUGCUGAUGCUGGUUUUGAUUUAAGCUGAUGGAAUAAUCCGUGCAUGUAAUUUUAGAGUAUCCUGUUUCUGUCUGAAGCUGUUUGAGCUAUUUAUUGGCAUAAAGGAAAAAUGAAUGGUACAGUUUGUGCACCACCAUGAAGCCUACUGGAAAGGAAUUGCUAAUUGCUGAACAUUCAAUAGAUGGUCGAGAAGCACAUGUAAAUAAGGAACCCAUUACCUGCCCCUUGACUGGAUGUGCAUACAUACCCAGGUGCAAUGUAUAUCAUCAUUUGGGAAGUGAAUGGCACACGUGUUAGACAUUUCAAACUCAUUCCAAACAGAGAUGAAAUUAGUUUCAAACUUGGGGAAGCUUAUAUGUUAGGAUGAUCAUAGUCUCCAGAAGUUGUCAAUCAUCUGUAUUCACUGUACAAGUUUAUGCAUCUUCAUUUUCGCACAAGGCUUUGUCUCACAUUUAUAGCAUUCGAUGUAUUCUUUGUUGUUA